Molecule: messenger RNA, 3038 nt
Organism: Rhinolophus ferrumequinum (greater horseshoe bat)
Lineage: Eukaryota; Metazoa; Chordata; Mammalia; Chiroptera; Rhinolophidae
Gene: THSD1
Product: thrombospondin type 1 domain containing 1
Exons: 5
Coding region: 236-2797 (853 amino acids)
Cellular component (GO): cell periphery
Source: RefSeq, a predicted model, not a curated record
GGCUGCGGGAGGCGAGCGCAGCUGGCCAGGGCGCUCUUCCCGGGACGCGGGAUGCUCCGCGCGCUACCUCGUAGGCCCUGAGGCCUCUCGCCCGCCGCCCUCCUCGCCACCACUCGCCCCGGUCCAGACCGCUGCUCCCGCCGGUCCCGAGAGGUGUUUUUGAAAAAAAAAAUUCACAAUUUGGAUGUGAGAAAGGACAUGAGGAGACCAAAGACUUGGGAUUUUGCUGAUCAGAAUGAAACAAAUGUUGAAAGACUUUUCAAAUCUAUUGUUGGUGGUGCUCUGUGACUAUGUUCUUGGAGAAGCUGAGUAUCUCUUCGUGAGAGAGCCAGGACAUGUAGCACUAAGCAACAGCACCGUGUCUGUGGAUUUCCAGUAUUUUGAUGGUGCUAACGGGACGCUGAGGAAUGUGUCUGUGCUGUUGCUGGAGGCCAACACCAAUCAGACCUUGACCACCAAAUACCUCCUGACCAACGAGUCCCAGGGGACAGUCGAGUUUGAGUGCUUCUACUUCAAGGAGGCUGGUGACUACUGGUUCACAAUGAGUCUGGAAGCCACAGACAGCAGCACUCCAGUCCCCUGGUGGGAGAAAGGUGCAUUGCUGACGGUGGAAUGGCCUGUCUUUCAUGUUGACCUGAAUAGGACAUCCGGGACAGCAGAAGGCACCUUCCAGGUGGGCCUUUUCACCAAUCAACCACUGUGUCUGUUCCCUGGGGACAAGCCCAGCGUCUUGGUGGAUGUCAUCUUCACCAAGAGUCUUCCUGAGGCACGAACAAGGCAGGGACAGCCCCUGGAAAUAAGAACCAGCAAGAAGACAGAACUCGCUCAAGGUCAGUGGGUUGAGUUUGGCUGUGCAUCUGUGGGGCCAGAAGCUUACGUCACUGUGGUGCUGAAACUGCUUGGCCGAGGCUCAGUCAUUACCUCCACAGGACCCAUUGACCUGGCCCAGAAAUUCGGAUACAAAUUGGUGAUGGUGCCAGAACUCACAUGUGAGUCGGAGGUGGAGGUGAGGGUGCUGCCACCGCCGUGCAUCUUUGUCCAAGGAGUGAUUGCCGUCUUCAAGGAGGCCCCCAGACGCGUCGGGGAGAGGACCAUUCGCCUGGCUGAGAACAGCCUGACCUUGGGACAGAGGAGAACGGUGUUCAACUGCACUUUGUUUGACAUGGGGAGGAAUAAAUACUGCUUUGACUUUGGCAUUGCAAGCAAAAGCCAGUUUUCUGCAAAGGAGCAGGAAUGCAUGCUAAUUCAGAGAAAUAUAGAAACUUGGGGACUGUGGCAGCCUUGGAGCCAGUGUAGUGCCACAUGUGGGGACGGUGUCAGAGAGCGUCGCCGUGUGUGCCUGACUUCCUUCUCCUCCAGACCUGGCUGCCCUGGAAUGUCCUCGGAGACCUCCCCAUGUUCCCUGGAGGAGUGCGCUGCUUUCCAACCAUCCAGUUCGUCUCCUCUUCAGCCUCAGGGUCCAGUGAAGUCCAACAACAUUGUGACGGUCACUGGGAUAUCCCUCUGCUUGUUCAUCAUCGUUGCCACCGUUCUCAUCACGCUGUGGAGGAAGUUCGGCCGCCCCCCGAAAUGCACCACCCCUGCCCGGCACAACUCCAUCCACUCGCCCAGCUUCCGGAAGAACUCCGACGAGGAGAACAUCUGUGAGCUGAGCGAGCAGCGGGGGAGCUUCUCGGAUGCAGGCGACGGGCCUGGGGGGAGCCCGGGGGACCCCGGCAUCCCGCUGACCUACAGGCGGAGUGUGCCGGUGACCCCCGAGGACGAGGCGUCGGGCAGUGAGAGCUUCCAGUCCAACGCCCAGAAGAUAAUCCCCCCUCUGUUUAGCUACCGCCUUGCCCAGCAGCAGUUGAAGGAGAUGAAGAAGAAAGGCCUGACCGAAACCACCAAGGUGUACCACGUGUCUCAGAGUCCCCUGACAGACACCGCCAUCGACGCUGCCACAGCCCCGCCCUUAGACCUGGAGAGCCCCGAAGAAGCUGCGGCUAACAAGUUCCGGAUCAAAUCCCCAUUUCUGGACCAGCCUGCGGUGGGCGCUGGCGAGAAGCCUCCGUCCCGGCUGGACGGCACCGUCUCCCAGGCCAGUUGUGCUGUCAGCCCCAGCCAGACCCUGAUCCGCAAGUCACAGAUGAGGCACGUGGGCAGCCGCGGGGGGCUGUCGGAGAGGAGCCACGCUAGGAGUUCCCAUUUCAGGAGGACGGCCAGUUUCCACGAAACCAAGCAGGCCCGGCCGUUCAGGGAGAGAAGCAUGUCCACCCUGACUCCUCGGCAGGCGCCGGCUUACAGUGCUGGGGCGCGGCCCUGGGACCAGGCCGAAGACAGAUGUAGGCCUCAGAGUCGAUGCGCCCUCGUGUUUCCUGAGAAAGUGGACUCUUUUCAAGGGACAGCUGGAACCAGUGGUCUAUUAAGCCCUCUCCCGAAGUCCUACACUUUGGGGCAGCCCACAAGGAAACCAGACCUGGGGGAUCGCCAGGCAGGAUUCAUGGCAGGAGGUGAGAGAACAGAGCCUCCCAGAGCUCGGAGGGGACCGUCCCCCAGUCACAGGAAUGUCUCAAGGAAGCAGCCUUCACCCACGGCCCCCAAAGAUAGCUACCAGAGGGUCAGCCCCCUGAGCCCCUCUCAAGGUAGAAAAGACAGGUGUCAGAGCUUCCCAGCCCACCCCGAGUUCGCCUUCUAUGACAAUACAUCAUUCCGCCUCACGGAGGCUGAGCAAAGGAUGCUGGAUCUUCCGGGAUAUUUUGGGUCAAACGAAGAGGAUGAAACCACAAGUACACUCAGUGUGGAGAAGCUGGUUAUCUAGACAGAGAUCAGCCUGAGCUGUCACACAACUGGGGACCUUUGCCCAGGUCAUGGUGUCAGCUGCUCACAUCGUCCUGUGGACUGUUUUGUUAAACUAUUGUACAGUGGGACAGAAGUGGGAAGUAACUCACGUGUGUACGCAUGCAUUUUAAUUCAUAAGAGAUUCUUUAUCCUGAACAUUUUCCGUUUGUUAUCCUAUUUCUAUUGGUUUAUUACUAAUAACUACGAUAAUAAAAUUGAAA